CAGGUACCAUGGCGGAGGGGCAGGUGAUCGGCGAAGUGCCUUCGGCCUCUGACAGUAAAUCAGAUAAAACCUCCAAGGUCGCCGCAGAGUCCCUAGACUCCGGGGACUACGACAGCAACUGCUUGUUCUGUCGGAUUGCGAGGCAACAGGAGACCAGCACCGAACUCCUGCCCUGUGAGAAUGAAGACCUUGUUUGCUUCAAAGAUAUAAAACCAGCAGCACCUCAUCAUUAUCUUGUAGUGCCAAAGAAGCAUAUUAGAAAUUGCAAUGAUCUAAAGAGAGAACAAAUAGAAUUGGUGGAAAACAUGGUAACUGUUGGAAAGACCAUUCUUAAAAAUAACAAUUUCACUGACUUUUCAAAUAUGAGGAUGGGUUUCCAUGUGCCACCAUUCUGUUCCAUUUCCCACUUGCACCUUCAUGUUCUGGCACCAGUCAGUCAGUUUGGCUUCUUAUCCAAGUUGGUUUAUAGAAUAAAUUCCUAUUGGUUUAUCACAGAAAUAAAAUCUUUGCUUUCACUUUUUGGAGGUCAGUUCAUCAGCAGUCAUGAAACUUAUGGGAAGUCACCAUUUUGGAUUCUUAGUCUUCCCUCUGAAGAUAUUGCAAGAAACUUAAUGAAACGGACAGUGUGUGCCAAGUCUAUAUUUGAACUAUGGGGUCAUGGAAGAUCUCCUGAGGAGUUGUAUAGUUCUCUUAAAAAUUACCCUGUGGAGAAGAUGGUUCCAUUUCUGCAUUCAGACUCUACAUAUAAAAUAAAGAUUCACACAUUUAAUAAAACAUUGACACAAGAAGAAAAAGUCAAACGAAUAGAUGCACUUGAAUUUCUGCCCUUUGAAGGAAAAGUGAACUUAAAGAAACCACAACAUAUAUUCUCUAUUUUGGAGGAUUAUGGUUUGGACCCUAAUUGCAUCCCUGAGAAUCCAUAUAAUAUUUAUUUUGGUAGAUGGAUUGCAGAUGGACAGAGAGAGCUAAUUGAGUCAUAUAGUGUCAAAAAGAGACACUUUAUUGGAAAUACAAGCAUGGAUGCUGGUUUAUCAUUCAUCAUGGCAAACCAUGGAAAAGUGAAAGAAAAUGAUAUUGUCUUUGAUCCAUUUGUUGGAACAGGUGGCCUCCUGAUAGCAUCUGCUCAUUUUGGUGCAUAUGUAUAUGGGACAGACAUAGACUAUAAUACAGUUCAUGGCUUGGGAAAGGCUAGUCGGAAAAACCAGAAAUGGAGAGGACCAGAUGAAAAUAUCAGAGCCAAUCUUCGUCAGUAUGGUCUAGAGAAAUAUUACCUUGAUGUACUGGUUUCAGAUGCAUCUAAACCUUCCUGGAGGAAGGGCACAUAUUUUGAUGCCAUUAUCACUGACCCUCCAUAUGGUAUCAGAGAAUCUACAAGAAGAACAGGUUCACAGAAAGAAAUACCAAGGGGGAUAGAGAAGUGUCCAGAAAGCCAUGUUCCUGUUUCCUUGAGUUAUCACUUGAGUGAUAUGUUUUUUGACCUGUUGAACUUUGCAGCUGAGACCCUCGUAUUAGGUGGAAGACUAGUCUAUUGGUUACCAGUGUAUACACCAGAGUACACUGAAGAGAUGGUACCCUGGCACCCUUGCCUGAAACUCAUCAGCAACUGUGAGCAGAAGCUUUCUAGUCACACAUCAAGGCGCUUGAUCACAAUGGAAAAGGUGAAGAAAUUCGAGAACCGGGACCAGUAUUCACAUCUGCUAAGUGAUCAUUUUCUGCCAUAUCAAGGUCAUAAUUCCUUCCGUGAUAAAUAUUUCAGUGGAGUAACAAAAAGAAUUAUUAAGGAAGAAAAAUCCAACCAGGAAUGAAAAUUAAGAUUCUGACAAUGAAGAAAGAUUAAAUAUUUGACAGAAAAGACAUUUGGAAGUGAACUUUCGUGUACAAUCCAGAAAACAUGUACUAUUUUAAGGUGGUUAUUAUUAUUUUGUAUAAAAAUGCUUUGAAGUAAAUCAAGCAGUUUAAAAAUUGUCUUUGUAUUUUAGACUAGUCUGUUUUAUGAGGUCUUUUGAACCUUAUUUGACUUGUAUUUGUACUUUCAAGUACUAAUGGAGAUUGACUCAACAGUUAUAGUUUUUUACAGUUAAUUUACAAAGAAAAUUAAUAUUGUUGAAUUUUUUAAACAUAUUUGCCAGAUAUGUUAUAGGCAAUUAAUAGUGCUUAAGAUUUAUUCAUUUGGAAAAUCUGUUUAGUUUGGUUUUUAAUUGUAAUUGAUUUACAUUGCUCCAAUAAACUGUAUU
Molecule: messenger RNA, 2234 nt
Organism: Marmota flaviventris (yellow-bellied marmot)
Lineage: Eukaryota; Metazoa; Chordata; Mammalia; Rodentia; Sciuridae
Source: RefSeq, a predicted model, not a curated record